AUGCAGGUCAGGCGCAGGGGCAAGCCUGCAGCUGCCUCUGUAGAGGAGUCCGAUGAGGAGGAGGACGCUGGCGCACGCCACAACGAGAGCGCGGACGAAGAUGAUGUUGCCGAUGAGGGUGUCCGGCCCGAGAAGAAGAUCGGCGCCAAGAAGCUGGCCAAGCUGCAGCGCAAGGAAGAAGCCAGACAGAUCCGACAGGCCGAGGAAGAGAGGAGGGCGCAGCGAAAGGCGAGGGAAGAGCAGGAGGAAGCGGAGCGGCUGAAGCGCAAGCAGGACGAGAAGGAGCAGGAGCGACUGGAGCGCGAGGACGAGGAGCGGCGGAAGAAGGAGCGAGAGGAGCGAGAGCUGGAGGAGUUCAACAAGUGGAAGAGCUCCAUCGAGGUCGAGGCCGAGGGCAGCGCCAAGGCCGAGCAGGAGGAGAAGAAGGCCAAGCUGGCAUUCUUCGCCGACCACGUCAAGAAGGAGAAGGUGGUCCUUCUCGAGGACCUGGCCAUCACCUUCAGCCUUCAGACGCAGGAGGUGAUCGACGAGCUCACCAAGGCCGAGGACGAGGGCCGACUCACCGGAGUCAUCGACGAGCGAGGCAAGUACAUCUACAUCAGCCCCGAGGAGAUGGACUCUGUGGUAUGCUGCCUCUUCUUCUUCUCUUCGUUCACGCCCAGCCCAGAGAUCUAA
Messenger RNA from Acanthamoeba castellanii str. Neff, 675 nucleotides. RefSeq lists its product as uncharacterized. NCBI's taxonomy places the organism in Eukaryota, Discosea, Longamoebia, Acanthamoebidae. The transcript is spliced from 3 exons. The record is from RefSeq and is a predicted model, not a curated record. Bases 1 to 675 code for a protein of 224 amino acids.